AUGAAUUGGGAUCGUCCGGUUCACAGCUUCAACUAUCCGAAUGGUGAACCUCAGACACCGACGCGGACACCCAGGUUCACCAGCUUCGGUGAUUCUGCCUUCCAAACGCCCAAACUCGAGUCCAGUUUCUACGAUCCUCGUGUGACCUGGGACACAUCCGACCCGUAUGCCUCGAGCCCGGAACUAUUCAAGACACCCCAGAGAUUUGGAUUGAGCACACCUUCGAACCAAUUGAAGGCUCAGAGCGGAUUCUCUGAGCGAGAUACGAAUCGGGAUUUUGGGUCGACUAGCGAACACAUAGCUCCAGGUUCGGAGAGAGCGAGGGCGUCAGAAGGCACAGGAACUGCACGAAGACUGCGUCUUUCUUCAAAGCCGGACAUAUGGGGUAACGAGGAGGGUCCCGGGACUGUCGAGUCGGCGAAGUCCGCCGCUUCGAUGCAGACGCCGCCGCCAACCAGUACUUCGAGGAGGAAGGGUACGGAGUAUGACAAUAAUGGGACGGCCCAGGCCUUUCAGAACAGUUCAAGAAAGCUCUCUACUGUCAGCAUGGGAGGUAGUCAUCUAGAGACACCCAGUCGGCUGAUCGGAGCGUCCCCUCAACUAUUCUCGAAUAUCCAGGGUUCUCCUGACCUGUUUCAAUUUGCCUCGAUCGACCAGUCGGCUUCUCCCUUCUUUCCUCAGCACAAACUCUUCUGGGACCAAGAGUCUGAAAACCAGGGAGAAAGCAUCGGAUUGCCGGGGAGUAGCAAUGACAUAUUCGGUCCUACUACGGGGGCAGCAUUCGGUCCAAGCAAUACAGUCUCACACGAUCAGCAAAUUCCUCAGUUACCCACGAUCCAAGGCUCACUCGACCUGCCUGAGUUCGGAGACACCAGCUUUGGCCUCAGAGGGACGACUACCGCAGACGCAGCAUUGUUCCCAGCACCGUUUUCCACAUCUCCCCGUGUUCCCGUUACCAAAGCCGAAGACCCUGCCAUGUUUCUGAGCUCCCCGGCUCGACGUUUUGGACAUCUACAAACUAGGGUGGAUCCGAGAUCUGUACAACGGGAAUCGCAACGCCAGCCUUAUCACCACCAGACUGAAGAAUCCAAGAGGGAAGAACUGCAUCGCUCUAGAAGCCUGCGGAUGCCUGGAUCGUUCUCAGAUGAGGAGGACGAUGACUGGACACCUAGUGGUGUCCGACCGGGACUGACCAGGAGCUUAACCCACACCGCAGUCUCAAGCCAUAACAGGCAACAGAACCAGAUGUCGUCAGGAGUGUUGGCAUCGACCACCGGGAUUCGAAAGACGCCAUCAAAAGGACGCACCUCACCAGUCAAGUCCCUGCGCCAAAGUCUGCCUCGUGCUAACUCCGCCACCCUUCCAACUCGCUCCCAGUCGCUUGUCCUGAAGAUUGGGAAGGAUGGGAGGGCAAAGACUGAGAUGCAGGUGGUUGAUGAAUCCUCAACGGGUCUAACCGAUCCUCUGAGCGGAAUGGACCUUGACGGCUCUGCCACAGAGAGCGAAUGCGAAUCCGCUGAAUACCCCAUCAGCCACAGUCUAUUCUCGGAUUCGAAGUCGAAACUCAGCCGGGCUAGUUCUACUUCAAGACCUCAUUCAAAGGGAUCAUCAUAUUCUAGUGCGACAGUCUCGCAUUCCGGACGGCAGUCGCCUUGGGCCAAUUCUUCUAGGGGUUUAAGGCGAGCUCCACGACCGUCGUUGGAGGAUUGGGCUGCUCAAACACCACGAAGAUUGUCGAUGCCUGUCAAUGCUGAUUUCUCUCGUGGUACAUCUGCCACGUCGGACAGCCUUCCAGACCAGAAUGAAGAUGACGGAGAUGCACAGCACGCACUGAGGCAAGUCCUCAAAGGAAGAAAUAGAUCAAGGAAUUCUGUCGUCGGAUACCCUUCUGGCCUCACACGGACAUCCAAUACCAUUGCACAUCUCCGUUCGUCUCCUCCCCAUUUCGGAGCACGACUGGAUCUCAACAUUGCCGAUUCAGGUAACUCGCCGACGACCGUCACCGACCCCGAUAUUGCGACGCCAAGCACCGACAGGCAAAGCAAUCCCAGCAAUAGCACCAGAUGUAUAUGUAACUCGAUGGACAACGGUGGACAUCUCAUGAUCCAAUGCGAGUCCUGCAAUCACUGGCUGCACACUAAAUGUGUGGGCUUGGAGCGAGCAAACCUGCCUCCUGUGUACAUCUGUGUCUACUGCUCACAAACCCCCAUGAGGGGAGGCCGACUGCGAGACCCGUUAGCUGGGACGGCCCAUGCGCCGACGUCACCCCUGGCACAUAAGUCUUUCCGAUAUCGAUGA
Messenger RNA from Paecilomyces variotii, 2298 nucleotides. RefSeq lists its product as hypothetical. The record is from RefSeq and is a predicted model, not a curated record. The coding region runs from base 1 to 2298 and encodes 765 amino acids. NCBI's taxonomy places the organism in Eukaryota, Fungi, Ascomycota, Eurotiomycetes, Eurotiales, Thermoascaceae. The transcript has 3 exons.